Molecule: messenger RNA, 1814 nt
Organism: Tuber aestivum (summer truffle)
Lineage: Eukaryota; Fungi; Ascomycota; Pezizomycetes; Pezizales; Tuberaceae
Source: the annotation of a GenBank genome assembly
AUGGCCUCCCUUGAAGAUGACAAUACAAGCGCGGACCAAAAAUCGCAAUUAUCACCAGCAAUUCCCCCGCCAAAAACACCUCCGGGAAAAUCACAUCGCAGAAACCGAUCCGAUGCGUCUUCCAGCUCUCCCAGGGGGAAGAAGAGAAGACCAAGAGCAUUUUCUAUCUCUACUAUCUCUGCCUCACAUUCCAGCACGCCGUCUGGGGAGCACGAGGACCCCACUACACCAAAAAGCACCAGACAUCCUUCACCCCACAUACCGGUAGUACCCUAUAAUGCUAAUGUAGCUCACCCCCCAGUAUAUAGAACGCCCAUCCAAUAUGGCUAUUAUAAUAGCGGUUUUCCGACUGCCCCUCCUCCCCCUCUCCCGUUUCCUCCUCCCCUUCCUUCACCGCAAUCUAUAGGAAUGUCUUAUCAACGACAGAGAGUAGAUUUUGAAGGGUCUUACAAUGGGCCAUGGGCUUCGGGGCCGAUGAAAAUUGAGGGUACAAAAAUGGGUCCCAAAGGACUAAAUAGCGAGUACUACGAGCAAGGCCGCCAGGACAUCCCACAAAUAUUGAUUAGUAGUGAAGACGAUCUGGAAGAGGGCGAGUGGUAUUCAGGAUCGGAGGACGAUCAGACCGAGGAUGGAAGGAGAGAGGGGAGGGAUAAAGGGAAGGGUAGAGCAGGUGAGAGCGGGUCGGGGGGUAGGAGGACGCCAUCAGUAGGAACAAAGUUCCGCAGGAAAACACCGCCAUUGGGUACAGAGGCCAUUCCCCGGUUUUCUCUUCCCUACUAAUGGACCAGCUCAGCACCUCCUCCAGAUAUACCGCAAUCCCAGACUUCACAAAAUUCCCAGAAAUCAGGCCGUGGCUCUCCUCCCCCAUCUCGCAGAACAGGUUAUCCAUACGUGGCGCAAACACUCACUAACCACCCCUCACUAGCGCUUUACCGUCGCUUCUCAACGCUAAACCAUCUAGUGCUUUUACAUUUACAAGAUGAAAUCUCGGAAUUAGAAUCAAUCCUCGUGGAAUUAGACACUGCCGAAUAUCUUUCUAAUGCUGGGCUUGGACUACGUUCGCGGCGCGUCGGAAGUGGUGGUGGUGCAAAGAGAAUACAGGUCAUGGGAGCUGUCGCAUGGAAACUCAGGGAGUACAGUAAGUCCCACUACCUCCCCCCCUCCCGUAUCAGGACCCCUUACGCUGAUCACGCACAGACACGGCAUUGAAAAACUUUGCAGAUGUCGCAGACACUUUAGAGAUGGCACGAGAGGACGAAAUAACGGCAUACAGGAAAUGGCUUGAUAGCGAGAGACCCUUGGUUGAGACCGAGGCCAGGUUUCUCGAGAGCCGAGAAGACCUGAUAUCCUUACGAAAGACACCAAAGCCAAACUUUCUAGUCAUCCCUACCCCUACACCGCAGCCAGCACAAUCGCAAUCACCACCACCACCACGAUCGCAGCCAGAGUCCCAUGAAAACACACUGCCGGAGGAGCCAAACGAGCCAACAGUGGAAGACACACAGCCCACUUCUCCCGAACCAAUACCAAAAGAGGUAUCUCUUUCUUCAAACCCACACUACCGCCUCCCCGCAUGAACCAAACCAAAAAAAAGACAAGACUAAUUACCCAAGCCAUUGCUACCAUCCCCCACCCCAACACUCUCGCGCACCGCCAAAAUCUGGGCGACUCUAAUCUCGUUUGGCAUAUCGGCCGUGGGGGGGUGGAUCCUUGACAGGAAGCCGGAGAUGCAGGUACCCGCGGCACUCACGAUUGGAGCGUACGUGCUGAUCAUGAUCCACCACCAAAAGGGGAAGUUGGGGGGGAGGGAGUGA